CAGCAGCAGCCGAAUAUUCUUCCGCUGUUGAUAAUGUGGUCGCCAGUCAGGUAGGCGCGCAGCUGAUCUGUGGGGCAUGGCGCGGAGUCGGCAAUAGGCUCCGAGAGUGGAUCAGCAGAGCGCUGGCUGCACCCACCUCGAUCAGUUGUCGCUGCGUCUGGUGAUUUCAGGCCAUGGCUGCUCUGCACCUCAGCGCCGUCGCCCAGCGCACAUGUCUCGCCCCCGCCCGGUCGUCCGACCCCGCGUCCAAGCGUCCGAUCGCAUGCGCGCCCGCGUCCUCGCCAUGCGCCCGCCACGGGCCCUUGUCCGUCGCUGCGGCGCCGUCAGCCGCCAGGCCGCGCUCCCUCCGGCCUGAUCAGAGCAGGCGACGACAGCAUGCGAGGCGACUGGUUGGUCGUGCGACACCAGGCGACGAGGGCGCUAUCGCACGGCGGUUGGAGGAAGCGGCAGAGGGGGAGGAGAGCAUCAGGGGCGCUGGUGAAGGCGCAAGGGGCGAAGCGGCGGGAGAUAUAGGCGGAAAUGAUGCGCUGACGGCGGAGACCGGAGUGAAUUCCGCGGAUCGGCUAGGCGGCGGGAAUGGAGCGACAGCGGUGGCAUCGGAAACAGCGGAAUUAACUGCUUCGCCGACGUCGUCGUCGUCGUCCCCUGCGUGGUGGAGCGCGCUGUGGGGCGCGGGCGGGUGGCAGAAGCGGUGGAGCAUCGUGGUUCUCUGCUUCUUCGCCUUCCUGCUCUGCAACAUGGACCGGGUGAACAUGAGCAUCGCCGUGCUGCCCAUGGCGGAGCAGUUCCAGUGGACGCCCGCCACCGUGGGGCUCGUGCAGUCCUCCUUCUUCUGGGGCUACCUCCUCACGCAGGUGGCGGGCGGCGUGUGGGCGGACACGAUAGGCGGCAAGCAGGUGCUGGGGUUCGGCGUGGUGUGGUGGUCGCUGGCCACCGUGCUCACGCCCAUCGCUGCGGGCCUCGGCCUGCCCGCGCUGCUCUUCGCCCGCGCCUGCAUGGGCGUCGGGGAGGGCGUGGCGAUGCCAGCGAUGAACAACCUGCUGUCCAAGUGGGUGCCGGUGGGCGAGCGCAGCCGGUCGCUGGCGCUGGUGUACAGCGGCAUGUACCUGGGCAGCGUGGCGGGGCUCUCCCUCUCGCCCGCCAUCAUCCACGCCCUCGGCUGGCCCUCCGUCUUCUUCUCCUUCGGCGCCCUCGGCCUCGUGUGGUUCGCCGUGUGGCAGGGCAAGGCGCACAGCUCGCCCGCGGAGGACCCCAGUGUGUCGGCGGCAGAGAGGGCGCUCAUUGCGGGGGGAGGCAGUGGCGCACGGGGGGGGGAGGGGGAGGGCAAGGCGGGGGGGGUGCACCUGGAGGGGGGUGAGCCGCUGCGGCUGUCGACGAUCCCGUGGCGGCUGCUGCUGAGCAAGGCGCCGGUGUGGGCCAUCAUCGUGUGCCACUUCUGCCACAACUGGGGCGUCUUCAUCCUCCUCACCUGGAUGCCCACCUACUACCACGACGUGCUGGGGUUCAACCUGACGGAGUCGGGGCUGUUCGCCGUGCUGCCGUGGCUCACCAUGGCGCUCGCCUCCAACGUGGGCGGGUGGAUCGCUGACACCCUCAUCGCCAGGGGCUUCUCCGUCACGCUCGUCAGGAAGGUGAUGCAGAGCAUUGGCUUCCUGGGCCCGGCCAUCUGCCUGUCGUUGCUCUCCACCGUCAAGUCGCCCGUCGCUGCCAUCGCGCUGCUCAUGCUCUCCCAGGGCACGGACGCCUUCUCCCAGUCAGGGCUCUACUCCAACCAUCAGGACAUCGGCCCACGCUACGCUGGAAUUCUGCUGGGUCUCUCCAACAGCGCUGGCGUGCUGGCAGGUGUCUUCGGCACCUACGUCACGGGGCAGAUCCUUCAGAACGGGUCGUGGGACGAGGUGUUCACGGUGGCGGUGGCGCUGUACCUGGUGGGCACAGUGGUGUGGAACGUGUUCGCCACGGGGGAGAGGGUCUUCGACUGACCACUCUCCACCCGUGCCAUGCCAUGCCACACCACAUGGCUGCUGCUGGUCUUGCAGAGCUGAAAUCCACCUUUAUACCAUCCGUGACAUGCCCCCUCCACAAUCAUUGUAGUGAAUUUAUUCCGGAUUUACGAAAUAAGAGCGUGUUCCUACGAAUCUCUUCCUAGGCUAGUAUCCUCUUCCCAGACUGCUCUCAGCUGAGCGCGUGUUUGAAGGACCCUUUUUCAAGCCAAUUUGU
This is a messenger RNA of Closterium sp. NIES-67, 2220 nucleotides long. The record is from the annotation of a GenBank genome assembly. Lineage: Eukaryota; Viridiplantae; Streptophyta; Zygnematophyceae; Desmidiales; Closteriaceae.